AUGCAAAAUAAAAUGAAUUCUAGGCCAAAGGUAGCAUUUGCUGCUGUUCGGAAGCGAUACCAUUCUGACAAUCCACAUAUAGCACACCACGCUUUACACGUCCUUGAGGCGCUUGUGAAAAACUGUGGCGACAAGAUGCACAAGGAAAUAACGACGAAGGAAGCAAUGGAAGACCUGAAGCAUUUGGCUGCAGACUGUCCAGACAAAGUGAAGGAGAAGAUCCUGGAACUGAUCCAGUGCUGGGCGCACGCGUUCCGCGAUAAGCCGGAGUACAGGCUUGUGAAGGAUACGCACACUCUGAUGAAGUUGGAAGGUUAUUCAUUUCCAACUCUGAGGGAAAGCGACGCAAUGUUCACAGCUGAAACCGCCCCUGAAUGGGUUGACGAUGAUCGUUGUCACCGGUGCCAAACCCAGUUUACGUUGAUCAACAGAAAGCACCACUGUCGAAACUGUGGCCAGAUAUUCUGUGACAAAUGUAGCAGCAGGUACAUUCCAUUGCCGCAUAUUGGCAUCGAACGCGAUGUUCGUGUAUGCGAGACUUGUUUUGAUAAAGAGCCGUCUGAGGAGCAGCUUCGCGAAGCGGAGGAACUGCAGUUAGCAAUGGCGCUUUCGCAGUCAGAGGCGGAAGAAAAAGAGCGACUGAAGAAGAAUGAAGCUCCCGUUGAUGCCGCUGCUGAGGCUGAAGGAGAGCUGGCGCGGUACCUGAACAGGCAGUAUUGGGAAAACGUACGGAAGGAGCAAAAGAGUAACGCGAAUGCAAGGCGCCGUUCACCAACUCCGUCAGCGCCGGCUGCACCUGCAGUGAAAAUCGUGAAUGGAACGGCGGAUACGGUGGACGCAGAUCCGGAUGGGGUAGUCAGCGCGUUCAUCGGGCCACUAGACGAAGAUCGGUGCGCGACCAUCCAGCAGUUCUCACAGAACUUAUUAGAAACCAUUUUGCUGUUCUGCAACCGGAUCAAAAUGGACCAGAACCGCGGCCGAUCGCUGAUCUCUGAUAGCAGCGUGCAGACGAUGUUCAUGACACUGACGAGCAUGCAUUCGCAGUUGCUGAAGUACCUGCAGGAAGUGGACGACAAUCGAACCUACUUCGAGACGCUACAGGACAAGCUGACGCAAAUACGGGAUGCUCGUGAAGCAGUCGACGCGCUGCGCGAGGAACACCAGCAACGCAGACAGUACGAAAUGAUGGAGCAGCAGCGUCAACGCCAUCUGCAGAUGGUAGCGAAACUGGAGUCUAUGCGCAUCAAGAAGCACGAGAUGCUUGAACAGCAGAGACUGAUGGCCUUGCAGAAAAUCGACGAGGAAGAACGCGAGAUGGCCCUCAGGAAGCAGGCUAUGCUACAACAACAAGCUUACGUGGCAGGUGAGUUCCUUUUGAUAGCUCACUUCUAUAGAAGAAGUCAUUUAUUCAGAAGUCAAAUGCGGUUGUAA
Messenger RNA from Soboliphyme baturini, 1431 nucleotides. The record is from the annotation of a GenBank genome assembly. Lineage: Eukaryota; Metazoa; Nematoda; Enoplea; Dioctophymatida; Soboliphymatidae.